Cydia pomonella (codling moth) is the source of this 6341-nucleotide messenger RNA. RefSeq names its product ceramide-1-phosphate transfer protein. Gene Ontology annotation, biological process: ceramide transport; intermembrane lipid transfer. Lineage: Eukaryota; Metazoa; Arthropoda; Insecta; Lepidoptera; Tortricidae. Bases 111 to 746 code for a protein of 211 amino acids. Gene Ontology annotation, cellular component: membrane; cytosol; cytoplasm. Gene Ontology annotation, molecular function: ceramide 1-phosphate binding; ceramide 1-phosphate transfer activity. The record is from RefSeq and is a predicted model, not a curated record. The transcript has 4 exons.
CAGCAUUAAAUCAAAUCCUUGUAAGUACCUCAGUCAGAGUUGAAAGGAAACGUAACCAGCUGGUUCGUAUCAAGUACAAACAAUUACAUUUUUGUAUUUUUUUAAAAGAAAUGUCCAACGAAAACACUUUGGAUUUGCACUACGUACACCAAAGCUUCCAAAGAAGCCUGAAAGAAGACGACGAUGUUGUCGUGGAAGCUUAUAUUGAUGGAUACAAUGAACUAGUCAAGUUCUUGAAUCUCAUCGGUUCAGUGUUUUCAUUCGUGAGCAGCGACGUAAAAAGCAAAAUUAAGGUGAUGGAGAAACAUAGGGAUGGUGAAGAUGCAGUUUACUAUGAUUCUUUUAAGAAAAUGAUGAAAUACGAGAAGGAAACAAACUUACACGAGAAAAGCGGGUUCGUCUCUGGUUCCAGGACGAUGCUGAGGCUCCACAGAGGUCUAGACUUUAUAAGACUGUUCCUCAAACGGCUAGGCGAUUCGGAGGACACAGUCAACACAUGUACUGAAUGCCAGAACGCUUACAACUCAACGCUCGCUGAGUUCCAUCCGUGGUACAUCCGGAAAGCAGCCACACUAGCAAUGCACGCGUUACCCAACCGACCGGACUUAUUAAAGAAGAUCUUCGGCUCAGAAGACAGCCUCACAGCGGCGCUAGCCAUCCUACCACAGACCCUCUCAUCCUGCGACGAAGUCUACAACCGUGUGCAACAGCUUUACACAGACUUUGACUUCCACGGCCUACCUUAAUGUUGCCAGGUGAAUAAGUUAGACAUUGUCAGAUGAAAACGUGAUAUUAAUGUUAAGUUACGUUCAGAAUUGUUUUUAUAAGUAUUAAUGUCAUUUAAUGUUUGGGCCUCUUUUUCAAACAUCAGAUAAUAGGGAAGUAUUACUACAGGUUUCCGCCGCCGAGUGUAGACUAGCACGUAUCUUAUACCAUAGAGUAACUUAUACAUACUCUGCCUUAAACUGUAUUUUGACAAGUUUUUAUAGACAAUAAAAUGUGACAUUUAUGCAUCAAGGCGGUUUGUUUACAAAGUGCCUUCCGGGAAACGCGAAAAUCGAUAUUUAGUUAUCGGCCUCUUUAUCGCUCAAAUAAGCAAGAGUGAUAGAGAGGUUAGAUAACGGAAUGUCGAUUUUCUUCUUUCGCGGUAGACCCUCAGAGUGUGAUGGAUUGUGGUAGUGGCGCAAAGUAUCGUAAACACUAGAGUCCGCCUAAGCUCACUGCAGUUAUUUUGAAGCUCACUUCACUGAGAUUGACAAAGUGUGAAAACGCCAUUACAAGCGUCAUAUUUUCAUUUUGACGUUUAUGAUGGGACUUCCACACACCGGAAUGCAGAGUUAGCUGGGUCCGAUUCUAAAAUAAAUGUUCCGAUAUUAAAUAUUUAUGUGAUAGAUAUUUGAACCUGGCCCGCCAUUUUUAACCCAAAAGAAAGAUGGUCAUUCGCACUAGUAAAUAUUUUUCUGUUGUUUGAAAAUAUAGGCCCAAAUGAUAGCUUAAUCUGCCAAUGCAAUAUGCAGUAUUUUGUUACGUAUUUUUCCCAGAAUCCUUUAAAAACCUUAAACCAUACGUAGGCUUUUUUGAUCAGUUAGAGCAAAGAUACAUUGAUUGAGUAAGAUGUGUAAAAUCUAAGACAAUUCCGUGCUUAGAAUUUGACAAGCAAAUCAGAUGGCGCAGUACAGCUCAUACAUUUUGCGGUAACUCUGACUGUCAAAAGUUGACGUUUGACAAUUCAGUGACCGCAAAAUAGAUGGCGCAGUGCAGUGCAUAUACGUUUAUAAAUAAAUAAUCGCCUUUCAAAUUAUUGGAUUGGAUUUUAGUUUUAACGUUUAGCGGCCCACUAUGAUGAUAUGAUAUGUAUAUAUCAUUCACUAUGAUGAUAUGAUAUGUAAGAAAAAAUGGCAGUAUAAUUUGAAACAAUGGUGUUAGAAUAUAGAAUAGAAUUUGUUUCGUAUUAAAAAGGAACAAAACAAAAGAAAGUCAACGCUGUGCAAAUUGAAUAAUUUAAUUUCAUUAAAGAUAAUCUGUUCCAGUAUUAGGACCGUGGGACGCUGGAAGUUAAAACGUAAUCCUAGUCUGUAUUAUUAAAUAAAUAAAUCGAAAUCUAUUUAACUCAAAUUUUAUAAUCUUUCUACGGGAAAAUUGAAAAUAAUAUUGUACAAAUGGACCUCUUUAAAGCGCAUCAACAUCUAGCGAAUACGUCGCAACUACGCACCCAUGUUUGCUGUAGGUUGCGCAUUUUAUGAAAUCUUUUGAGUUGCACUAAUUAGGCCGAUUUGGCGCGCGAUUUGAAGCAAACAUGCGUAUAAUAUGCGCACUAUAUAGCAGCGCAUUUGCUAUACUUGCCGCAAAACUAUGUGCCGAGUCAUGGCUAUAACGGCAAAAAUCAAGUUCGUCAAUUGCGGGCAUUUUUCUCUCUCACUUUAGUUACGUCUUAGUAAGAGUAAAAGAGAAAGAUCGCCGCAAUUUGUGAAUUUCGUUUUUCGCGAUAGGCCCCCAGGUCGUAAAUCAUAGGAAUCUCUUUCGCACUUGCACGGCCUUAUGGAGCGGGAGUUUUUUUUUCUUUUUGGUGCUGCGGCAAGUAGAGAUCUUUAUAAGUAUAUAUUACCAAGGAAAAUUGAUUGUAAUAGAGAGCUAAAGUCUAAGAAAAAAACUUGCCCCUUCGUUUGACAUCCAAAACACAUGGCGCUGUACUGCGCCAUAUGUUUUGCGGUCACAGAUUUGUCAAACGUCAACUUUUGACAGAGUUACCUCAAAAUGUACUUAUUGAGCUGUACAGCGCCAUCUCUUUUACCUGACAAAUUCGAAGCACGAAAUUGCCUUAGAUUUUAUGCAUCUUAAUGUAUUUUUGAUAUUACACUUAGAGCAAAAGUACAUAAUUUUAUUUUUAAGGUGUGAUUUAAAAUGAUUUUGUAAUUAACAACGAAUAUUAGCCAUUCAUCGUUGCAUCCCGGUGCUAUGUUUAUUUUGAAAUAAUAAUGACCGUAAAAUAUAAGUAAUUCUAAUGGUUUUGUUACCUAAUUGGUUUAGUAGCGAAUUUUACAACGACGACUCAAAAUAUGUCAUAAGUACUAUAAUGUUUACAUUUAUAAUUUGAUCUCGUAGAAAUCGAUUUAAUAUAUCCCAUAUAAAAAUUACAAAUGUAUAAAUUUGAAUGUAUAUACAGUGUGUCCCUAGCCAUUGGACAAAGCCGAAAUGUACAUUAGGGUAUUUAGAACCAGUGUACAAAGUAUCAUAACAACCGGUGUAGCGGUUUCGAAGAAAUUACCAUUUUUUACUUUAGAGCAGCCUGUAUGUGUUAGUAGCUCCUAAGGUAAUAUCCUAAAACAAUAGUAUGGAACCUUUUUCGACCUUUUUGAUUAUAAUUUUUUAUUUAUGACACUAAUAAAGCUUCAGACUUUUGAAAAAUGUAAUCUUUAUCAAAUAUUUCGAACAAAUUGUCAAAAACACUGCCAAAGAUUUACACAGUCUGUUUCUUUUUGUUGUCGAUUAUUGCAAAUAACUUUUGUUCGAUAAUAUUUUUUUUUUUUUUAUCUUUUCUUCUAAUUAAAAAUAUUAACGUCAGAGCAUUCCUGAGAAGUAAUCCUACGUGGGAUUUCAGGGUUUGUCCAAUGGCUAAGGUCACCCAGUAUACCUAUUGUUAUUUCAUAAAAUUUCAAAUGAACUAACCCUUUUGUAAUGUGGUUAUGUGGUUACUGACCACCAUCAUUUAUAAUUUAAAAAUAUCUAUAUAUAAAGGAUCGAUCGCACCGAGGCUAAAAACGUAGUUCAUCGAUUAUACGGCAAAAUGUAUAACGAAAACGCGAAACAAAACUCGUAUACAUUUCGUGUCGUCGGGUCGGUCCUUUAUUUACUCAAAGAUUGUAUAAGAUGUAAAAGUUUAAAACAAAUUCCUGCUUCGGAUUUGACAGCUAGUAUAUGGCGCUAUACGGUCCCGUACAUUAUCAUUAUCACAUUCACUGCCAGCGACCCUCUAGGCGGGUUUCCUAUUCCUAGCCGCUUUUCGCUACAAAUGGGUUUUCCCUUCUUGUUGGCCACGAAGUACCAACAAGAAGGGAAACUAGUUACCACAAAACAUCUUCAGCUGUCAAACUCGAAGCCAGGAUUUUUCCUUAGACAUCUUAUAAAAUCUUUGAGCUUAAAAAGUUUUGAUAGAAACGUUAAAAGUAAAAAAAGACGUAAAGAUUGAAGCUCAAUUUGUAACUAUUGCUCACAUUGACCUGUGGACAGUAGAUUUUGUACCUACACCUUUGACUAAUUCUAAAUCACUCGCUUCGCAAAAAUAUCUAUUUUAUAUAUUGCUUCGUAAGCAGUUGUUAUCGUAUAAUAAUAAUUGUAACGUUUGUACGUAAGAAUAAGAAAAAGACAAGAGAUUUUUUAAGGCCCAUUAACUAAGGCUUAUUUGUAUGCACUUCGUGUUUAAAAUUCCUAACUACUAUUUUUGGUAGUGGAAGAAAAAAAUGUUUGUAACAAUAUUAAAGCCCUCUAAAGCAUUUUAGGUUGUCACUAAAGUGAAUCAAUGAAAUCAUGGGCUAGCUAAUAAUAAUUACUUUAGUUAGAUUGUAAUAAUAAUAUAAUAUAUUUAGUAAUUACCAAAGUUAAAGAUGCUUUUUUUCGCCAAACAUUAAAUAAUUAAGUUAAAGAGACUAUAAUUUAUCAACUCUGUGUUAAUUAUUCGUCCUAUACUAUUGUUUAAGGCCUGGGCCCUAUUUAACAAGUUACAAUUUUAUAAGGCCUAAGAUACACUUGUAAGUGUUGCUUACGUAAGUUGGGUCAAGCUAUUUGUUAGACUGAGAUAAUGAUAUUCAUCUCUCAAUUUGUAGUAUAACUGUGCCCUAUCUUAUCUGUGUGUAUCUUGGGCCUAAUAGAAAGCCGGGCGUUAUGCCGUGCAUAAGUGCACCAUUGACUAACAGCGACUCGCUAGGCGGGUUCUCCGUUCGUAAGCGCUAUUCGCUACAAAGCGGAAAACACGUGCUGGCAGCGAAUGUGUUAAAGUCAUAGCUAUAACUACCAAAUGAAAUUUAAAUUUGUAUCAGUUAUUAUAAUAAUCCAGGAAUUCGAGGAUUAUAAAGUAAAAUUAUAGGCCUACCUAUCGCAUUCCAAAGGCAUUCCUCUAGGAAGGACUAUUAACGUAUCAACUUGCCUCUUUCAAUAAGUAUAUGUAUUUAUUUUGUAUUUUCUUAUAUACAUAUCUGUGUUUAAUGCUAGAACUAUAAAAAUCUUAAGAGGGAAGAAUAGCUUUGCGAUCCUAAAGAAAAAACUGUACAUUUUCUAUGAAAUUCCAUUUCGGGAGAAAACAGUUUUCACUAACUAAAUCUUAAUAAAUCACUUUGAUUUUGAUGUCGAUCGCUUCAGCAUAAUAUAUUCUAGGUUUAUAGGUUUCAAUUUUUGAAAAAAAAAAUUGUUUUAAAAUUUUGAAACCAAAAGGAAAACUUAUAAACCUAGUUUUCCAUUGUGACGAUAACAUACUAAUAAAUCAUGGCAGAUGGAAAAUAUUUAGAAGUGGAGAAACGUUUUCACUUUUUGUAUUGACGGUCAUGUGCUAUACUUCCCUCUUAAUUAUAUAAAUAAACCCUCAAUUCUUAAGUUUAAAAUUAAAAAAAGUAUCUAUGAAGUAAGUAUGUAUGAAGGACUGCCCAUAAGAAAUAUUAUGGAACGCUCAUUUGUUUCUAGCAUAGAAAAUGUAUGGCGUAAUACUUAAUAGUUAAAAAAGAUAUAACAUCAGCAAUCUUAUUGUUGGAACUUGUCAUAUCAAUAAGGUAUAAAAACAAUGUGAAGACUUAAGGUCUGUUUUUUUUAUUCCGUAGACUAAAAUGACGUUUCAUAUGUAUUGUGAGACAUGAUAUUUCUUAGUACCACAUGAAAUGUCAUUUUAGUCUACGGAAUAAAAAAACAGAAAAUAGUUAUUCCUAAAACGAUUUGUGUGAUAAUAUUCAGCAUGCUCUCGAUCUUAUAGCCCGUUUAAAGAAGAGUCGGUCACAAUUAUUGAAAUUCUAAACGGGCAACAUUUGUUAACCCUUUAAUCGCUACGCCUAUCGUGCCCGGCGUGUCUUCGUGAACCUUGUCGGUAUGCAAGGUUGAUAUUGGGUUGUAGCCGCGCGCGUCAGUUGACGUCUUUGGCGGUCAAAUGGUUAAAACCCAGUUUCAUUAGUCACUUCAAUGUUGCUAGUUUAGAUUUACCUAUGUUAUAUGAAAUUACUUUUUUAUCGAUGUCUACCUAGCACAUGUCCAAUUUCCACUAGCAACAUAAAUGUUUUUUUUUAACUGUUUACUUAGAAAUGAAACAUAACUGACACGGUAGCAUUUAUCGAUCAGUUACACGACAGUGCUCAUUAGAAAGGGAU